AUGGAUGGGCUAGAGCUUCUCAGUUCCGAGUACGAGUCCAAUAAGGAUGAUGAGGAGAAUGACACCUCACCAGAGACCUCACCACUCCACCUCACUCCUUCACAUCAGUCUUACAGGACACCCACAGGUACUCAGUUGAAGCAAACACUGAGGAAUGUUGUUACUACCCUCUCACGGAAGAGGGCGGCGUGCCCACCAGCAUCACCAAUGAUAGCAAAUAAAUCCCGCGAAUGCCAUUUGGAUUUCCCAAAUACAAACCUGAGCAUAGUAGGAGGCUAUUGGCUCACGGUUCGAGGUAGGGGAAUCAUCCACUGCACUCCUACCCCGAAUACUCAUGUGGAUAAUGUCAUCUCUCUUCUAGUGCCCUGCACUGCACAUCACUCACACCGUAUUGGAGCAAUGGACACUGAGUUCUUCUUAUUGAGGACAACCUUGAUGCAACUCACAGAGAGGGUGCAGUACUUGGAGGAUGAGACUGACCUGAUGGAGAUGAGGACCUUACGUGUAUAG
Molecule: messenger RNA, 510 nt
Organism: Lactuca virosa
Lineage: Eukaryota; Viridiplantae; Streptophyta; Magnoliopsida; Asterales; Asteraceae
Source: the annotation of a GenBank genome assembly